AUGUACGGCUCGAAUCAACACGACUCGCAGCCCGAAUGGCGGCUGCCUGCACCUCCACACCGUCCCGUGGGACAAUUCGAUGUCCCUCCACCGCAACCGCCUCGGCCUCAGGUCGCUUCGUAUAGCCCUGCAACGUAUGGCCAGAUCUCAGGUCUACCAAACCCCAGUACAUCGCCAGUGUCUGGAUCCGCAGACUCAAGAACGUGGGGCGUGCGAUACAACAAUCAACAACAGGUGCACCCGGUCUACGCCCCGCCGCCUUUGCCACCUCGACCAUCUAGUACAAAUGAGCAGCCGUUUGCCUAUGCGCAGUCGAAAACCCCGGAGCAGCCACCGCCCCUUAACACCAGCAUUUCACCUCCGCCUCCAGGCCAUGAUUGCGAAUCGUUCACCGAAGCUCAGCCUUCAUUUGCUUCAAAUAUUCCGCCGCCAUAUGUGCCCCCGCCUGCGCCAGUACCGGCACUUAGUGGUGUGCCGCCUCCGCCUCCAAAGAUCCCGCAGAAUUCUCACCCAGCGGCGCAACAGGCCAGUCAACCUGUGCGGCCACCACUUCUUGCGCAAGGUGUAGGCCCGGCGGCCACACUAGGCUCCUAUGGAUUCCGGACGAAUACCAACUCGGCCUCAACGGGUCCAUCAGCUUUGGGAACUGGCACGCCUUCUGACUGGGAGCAUUUGGGUCACAGUACAGCUGACUUUGACGAUGCGCCCUGGUUCCCAGAUAGGCCACCGGCACACCAAACACAGGAUUCUGUUUAUAAUUCGCCGACUUACGGUACUGGAAUGCAACCCCAGACUUUGAAUAACACGGCUACGCCUCCCCCUCAUAUGGACCCAAACCAGCCGACUCGCCCUUCCUCGAGUUUUCCUUCUCGCCCAGACACUAUGAAACGGAAUGAUUCCAUUUCGCCUAUCAGUCCUGGAACAAAGUUAGGAAGCCAGCCAUUCAACCCUACGGUUCCAACAAUGAUGGGUCAUCAGUCAUUUACUCCUCCGCCCCGCGUGGACAGCGUGAGCUCUGCCAGCUCGUUUGAAGAUCAUGCGGAAAGUAUUGAUAAUGUCAUUGAUGCGUGGGUUCAGCCGCUGUCGACUGCGCCUAAGCUGGCUCAGCAAGCUCAACCAGCCCAGCAGAUUCAGCCAAUUCAGUCUGAACGUGCGGAUUCCACUUCGCGGCCUUCUCCCACGUCCCAGAGCAACAGAAGUACUCCAGUCGGAACCUCGAGCCCCAUUCAAAGCAACCCAUCUGUUGCCCAGGAUCCAGGAGUCGCAAGUCCGGCGGUGCCAACUCCACUCUCGUUUCAGGGAGUUACCCCAGCUACUAAAACCCCUGAUCCAUAUGAGGACCUCGACCCAUGGUCUAAAUCCUCUCUUACACGAUAUGUUGCGAUGCUGCGCAAGGAAGCUGUGGCUGACUCUGAUGAAGAGCGUUUCAAAAUCUUCAUAGCUUUCAUGGCCAAGGAGACCAAGCUUCGGGAGAUCCUCUAUAAUAUCGAGCACGACAAUCAAAACUCCACGACAGCUCCACAACCAUCUGUUCCGACGCCUAAGCGAACGCUUUCACGUCCUUCGGAACGAAAUUUGACGAUUGAAUCUGGCUUGAUUCCUGUGGAAUCGGAAGAAGUGCCGUCACCCGCGGCUACUACGGAAUACGGGGACGACAUCGAUGAUACGGCUAGCGAGUUCAGCUCUGGAGGGCGACCUAUCCAAGCCAAGCUAGCUCGCCGAGGGUCGCAAUGGCGGCCAAAACUUUCGACUCUUCCCGGUGGAGAAGAUUCAGCAAACAAUCUUUCAAGUAGCCCUUCGAGAAAAUUCUCCGUAGACGAAUCUGCGGAGAAGCAGGUUCUAGAGCCCCUGGUCUCGAAUCCCCCGCAGCCAAUUUACACUCCCUUUCAAUAUAUGGAAGGCCCGCAGCGCGGUUCGGACAACUUAACUUUCGCCCGCCCAGCAUAUGAGGCCUACUCUGAUCUAAGACAAUCAGCUGGCAGCGGACGCAUCAUGUCAAAUGCUCCAGCAAUCACGCACCAGUCAAGAUCGGGGACUGUGACCACCACCCCUGCUGCCGAUGAACAUGAUGAGACCUUCCUUGGUCUCAUUCGUCAUAAGAGCACGGCUUAUCGGGCAGUUGGUCGCCCGAGCACCACACCAGUUCCGCUCCUGCCAGAGUCUCUUCGGCAAGGACGACCAAAUACCUUGUUCGAAGAGCUGCGAUCGAUGGUCUGGAAGCCUUUAGAUAAGCCAUCCGAGAGCUCUUGGCAGAUUACGACCCGAGAGGGUCUUGUGAAAUUUCCGGAUAACUUCUCCUAUAUUCAAGAAACCGUUGAUAAAUGGAAUUUGUCUGCGAAAAAUCGUCGUCAUAGACUGGACGAGGAGCGCAUGGCUCGCCAAGAGGAGUCCGAGGAGCAGAUCGAUGAUCUUUUCAAUGGAAAGGAAAUUGGCUAUGCCGAUAUUAAUACGCUCGAAGAAGACUUCCGUCAAACUGAGGCUCGUAUUCAGCUGAGCGAGGAGCGUGAAGAAGUGGAAAAUUUCAUCGCUAAAGUCUUCAAUCCUCUGGAUGAGCGAUUGAAGGAUGAAAUUUCCGUACUUCGCAAGUCGUAUGAUUCCGCACUCAGCCAGCUGGAUAGGGACCAGAAGGAAAAGAACUCACCGACCGAGCAAUGCAGCCCAUCGGUGACAAUGAACCUGAUCAACGAUAUCCAUAGAAAGCUCGAGCUUCGCUUCCAGAAACGACUAGAACUUGCCCUGGACUGCGAGCGCCGUCGUAAGAAAGCCGAGCGUCGACCACUAGUGUUCAUGGGCGACAUGGCCAGCCUCCGAAAUCUAGAUGGAGACUUCAAUCGCAUGGAGAAACGGAACAUCCUAGAGGCUGCGAAAGACCGUGACGACCGAGCCAACCGACUCAUGGAUUCCUUCGACGAUGCAAUUCUUCACGGCCUAGGUAUUAACCAAGGCCUCCUGGACGAGCUCGCGAGCAAAACAGCCCGACUAGAUGCCACGAGCCUCCGCGCUUCCGGCCUACCGGAUACUGAAGUUGAACAGGUGCUCAAGUCGGCGGCGACCUUUGCUACGUCUCUUCAGACUGAUUCGGAGGCUAUCCUGCGCAGCUCGGGAAUUGCCGAUUUGGCACUCAAUGAAGCUGAUUACAACGUCGCCGUCGCUGAAGCGCGAUAUUCCAACUCCGAGCCGGAUAUCCUCCAGCGGCUUGAGAUUGAAAAGAAAAAAGAGGAUGAUAUUCUUCGGAAAGAUAUGGAUUCCAAGUUGGAGAGUAUCCAAAGGAGUCCUCGUGAAAUAGAGGGUACUAUCAAACGCCUUCUUGAAGACUUGAGCAAGACGCCCCGACCCCCAACUGUGGUGCCGACCUCGACCAUCGCAGAUGACUCUACUCCUGUGAAUGCGACAGCUGACGUUCCUCCGAUAAUUGUUCGGCCUCCCACUGCUGUGCCCACCCCACCUUCAGCUGCGGCGAGCCCGGCCCAAGACACAGAUGUGGAGCACAAAGAACGACUGCGCAGGGCACUGGAGGAAGCGAAGAAGCGCAACGCAGCCCGAGCCAACCACUAG
This is a messenger RNA of Penicillium atrosanguineum, 3555 nucleotides long. RefSeq lists its product as uncharacterized. The coding region runs from base 1 to 3555 and encodes 1184 amino acids. The transcript is spliced from 2 exons. NCBI's taxonomy places the organism in Eukaryota, Fungi, Ascomycota, Eurotiomycetes, Eurotiales, Aspergillaceae. The record is from RefSeq and is a predicted model, not a curated record.